UGCAACUCGAUUCUCUCGACCACCAUCCCGACCCCCCGAGACCGCUCUCGUUUGCUUCGCGUCCCUUUCCGUGAGGCCGUGAAAGUCCUGGCGAAUUCCCCCGCGCCCAGCCUGAAGCUUCCCUUGAGUGCAGACCACCAACUAUGGUGGGACACCCACGAAUUUCUUUCUUGUGGCGGUGACAUUCGGGUCUCUGUGAGGAAUAAGAACCGCGUAAAGCUUGUCUCGACCACACUGUCGUGAAGUCUAAAGACGGUGUUCCGGUUCGACUCCCGCAUUCGCCAAGAUGUACAAACUCAUGCCUAUGCCGGGUCUUGAACCCAAACUUCAGGUCAGAGAUGAUACGCCCAUGCGCAUUGGCGCCCUCGAGUUCGGUAUCAUGUCCCCGGAAGACAUCGAACUGCAGGCCGAGACGUUGGAAAUUUCAGAUCGCAAUCUGUAUGAUCUUUCCCCGCCUGGUCCGACGCAGUUCGGCCCGCUGGACAAGCGACUAGGACCCCAGAAGGGUGAAUUUUGCGAAGUGUGUCGUGAAGAGCAAAAGAGUUGCAAUGGCCACUGGGGCUACAUUGCGCUCGAGCUGCCGUGCUUCCAUGUCGGCUUCCUCGGCUUCACUCUCGAGAUCUUGAACUCGAUCUGCAAGUCUUGCUCUCGUAUACUGCUUCCCGAGGAUCGUCGGCGACAUUACAUGUCAAGUGUUCACCGCUACAAGACCGACACUUUCCUACGGAAAGGCACUAUCAAAGCGAUUCGCGCCGAAUGCUCGAAAAUUAAGAUUUGCACUCGUUGCGGAGCCUCAAAUGGCCCGGUGCGUAAGGUAGCCGGCCACACGUGCAAGAUUAUCCAUUUGCACUUCGACGCGUUUGAGAAGUCAACAGCGAAGAAGAAGGUGCCACCUCGAGAUAAGGUCAUCUUGGACUUGCGCACGCAGGCUUGGAAGAGGGGCCAAGAAGGAUCGGAGCGCUUGCUAUCAAAGCUUAUGGACGAUAUGCCCGCGUAUAAGGUGCAUCGUAUUUUCUCAAGAAUUCCCGACAUAGACUGCGAGCUUCUUGGGAUCGACUCCUCAAGAGGUCGGCCCGAGUCGUACCUCUGGACUUAUCUACCUGUUCCUCCGACCAACAUUCGUCCAUCUGUGCCUGGAGACCAAGGUACAACGGAAGAUGACUUAACGACCAAACUCAGUGAAAUCGUGGAGAUUAACACACGCUUGCGGGCCGCGAUUGAGACGAGUGAACGCGUCGAGAACUGGAUGGAAUUGUAUGAGAAGCUACAGGACUAUAUCGCAAUGUAUAUCAACAGCAAUGCGCCCGGUCUUAAUAAAACAGAAUAUGGCAAAGCAAUUCGUAGCUUCUGCUCUCGGUUGAAGGGUAAGCAAGGUCGCUUCCGUGGUAACUUGUCCGGAAAGCGUGUCAACUUUUCUGGAAGAACGGUCAUCGGUCCAGAUCCGAACUUGUCGGUCGAACAGGUCGGUGUACCACAGCACAUCGCGAAAAUCCUCACCUAUCCUGAAAAGGUCACACCACACAACCUUCAGCGGCUUCGUGAAGCUGUCAUGAACGGACCUGACAAGUGGCCUGGCGCUAAUCAAGUUACAAAAGUCAAAGGCCACAUCAUCAAGCUAGGUAUCGUUAAGGCGUUUCGUGGCAAUGAUCGGUUGAUACAGGAGGCAAACAAGCUCGAUAUCGGUGACACGGUCGAUCGACAUCUCAUAGAUGGAGACAUUGUUCUCUUCAAUCGGCAGCCAUCACUACACAAGCUCAGUAUUUUGUCGCACUUGGUCAAAGUGCUGCCUGGCCGGACUCUGCGUCUCAAUGAGAGCGUUUGUAAUCCAUACAACGCCGACUUUGAUGGAGAUGAGAUGAACAUUCACGUUCCCCAGACCGAAGAAGCCCGAAUAGAAGCACGGGAACUUAUGGGCGUUAAACAUAACUUGGUCACACCUAAGAACGGAGCACCUAUCAUUGCGCCCAUCCAGGAUUUUAUCACUGGUGCGUAUUUGCUCAGCCUGAAGGACACGUUCUUUGACCGUGGCCAAUUCUCCCAGCUCAUGUGCCAAAUGUUUGAUGCCGACGGUUUUGACAAUCCCGAAACUGGCCGCAGGGAAAACUAUUAUAUUCCCCCUCCUGCGAUCAUGAAACCAAAGAGAUUAUGGACUGGCAAACAAUUGCUCUCGGUCCUGUUACAACCGAGCAGGCAGAGCAAGAUCAAGAUCAAUCUGGAUGGCCCCUGUAAAGGUUACAAAAAGGAUAAAGAUGCGCCAUAUCCGGGUGCGCCACGAGACUUGUUCCCUGAUGAUCAGUGGCUUGUCGUACGCAACUCGGAGAUUCUCGCGGGAAGAUUGGACAAGACCAUCAUUGGCGACGGUCGAAAAUCGACACUCUUCUACGCGCUGCUAAGAGAGUACGGAUCCGACCACGCAGUUAAAGGCAUGAACCGGCUGGCAAAGUUAUGUGCCCGCUUCUUAGGGAAACAAGGCUUCUCUAUUGGCCUUGGAGAUGUCACGCCGACUGCUGUCUUCAACGAAGCGAAACAGCAACUUGUGGACGAGGCUGUCCGCAAAGCUCAUAACAUCAUCGUUCAAUUCACUAAGGGUACAUUGGCACGCGAUCCAGGUUGUGAUGCUGAGCAAACUAUGGAGAACAAGGUAUCCCAAAUCCUCAGUAGUAUCCGUGACGAAAUUGGCAACCGCGCCUUGGAGCUUCUCAGUCCCUACAAUGCUGCGGUCAUCAUGGCCAAAUCUGGGUCAAAAGGUUCCAACGUCAACGUCUCCCAGAUGGUGGGUAUGGUGGGCCAGCAGGUUAUUGGCGGAAAGCGUGUCGUGAACGGCUUUCAGGAUCGGACGUUGCCUCACUUUCGAAAAGGCUCAAGAGAACCGGCUGCAAAAGGCUUCAUUUCAAACAGUUUCCAUUCGGGGCUACACCCUACAGAGUUCAUAUUCCACGCCAUGUCCGGUCGUGAAGGUUUGGUCGAUACUGCGGUCAAAACUGCCGAGACUGGUUACAUGUCUCGGCGAUUGAUAAAAUCUUUGGAAGAUGCACAUAUUGUCUACGAUCAGACUGUACGAGACUCGUUUGGGGGCAUCCUUGAAUUUGCUUUUGGUGAUGACAAUCUAGACCCCGCUGAACUCGAGGGUCAGGGCAAACCCGUCAACUUCGAUCGGACGUGGCUUCAAUCAGUGUCGAGCACGCACAAUCCCGACGAUGUUGGUUUGACACCUGCAGAGAUUCAGGAGCUCACCGAAAAGUUGCUCCGAGAACAAGAUAAGCAUUAUCGCGAAUUGUCGUUCGAAGAAAUGCUGGCGGGUGCUAGUGAAGCAAAUGCAGGUCCUGAAGCAUACAAUAGUUCUCGGCACUUUUUGCAGGACAUGCUCAAAUACAUCGUUAACAAGGCUCAGGGUUUGCACAAACUGUACCAACAGUACAUGGUCUAUUCAGAUGCUCGAUACGAUGGUGCUACAGCAUCUACACCAGCGGAUCAGAAGAUCUUCGAGAAGUUCGCUCAAGUGUCUGCUGGUAUUGAUCCGGCUAAAAAUCGAGCCAGCGUAGACAAAAUUUUGAAGGUCACGAAGCGAAAUCUCGAGACAUUUAUCAAGGCUUGCUUCGUGAAGUACGAGAAAGCGAAGGUGCAGCCAGGACAUGCUGUUGGGGCAAUAGCGGCGCAAUCAAUUGGUGAGCCGGGCACUCAGAUGACACUCAAAACCUUCCAUUUUGCUGGUGUUGCUGGUAUGAGCAUCACACAAGGUGUACCGCGAAUCAAGGAAAUCAUCAAUGCCGCUAAAAAGAUAUCUACGCCCAUCGUAACAGUCAGGCUAGAGAACGCAUAUUCAGCACAAGUUGCUCAGAUCGUAAAAGCGCGUAUCGAGAAGACCUAUCUGAGAGACAUUGCUGAGUAUGUUGCGGAGAACUGGACACCGACAGGUGGCUAUAUUACAAUCAAAUUCGAUCUCGAAACGAUGCAACGCUUACAACUGGACCUCAACAUGAGAGAGAUUGCUCUUGCUAUCCUGAGGCAUCGUGGCCUCAAGCUCAAACCUGAGAACAUACAACUUUAUGGCACUCGCCAUAUUCGGAUCACUCCUCCGGAGCCGGCUGUAUCUAAAGCAGACCUCGAUUACAAGCGUGUUCUUGACGAUGAAACAGGGGGUGAUGUUGUUCGUCGUGUCAGUGCUCGUCGCAAGAAGCCCACCGAUGAGUACCACAUUAUCCAAGACUUGAUGCGCAGCGUUCUCGAUGUAGUGGUCGCAGGUUAUCCUGAAGCUAAUCGUGUCGUAAUCAAGAAGAUCGAUGCCGCAGAGCGUGAGAGCAAGCGCAAGAAGAAGACCGGUAAGCCGAAGCAGGAUAAGUUCUAUCUGUAUGUGGAAGGUUAUGGUCUCAAGAAGGUCAUGAACACUGAGGGCGUGAACGGCCUCAAAACGCGAACCAACUCAGUGUUGGAAGUCUUCGAAACCCUGGGUAUUGAGGCAGCGAAGAGCGUCAUCAUCUCCGAAAUUAAGGAGGUUAUGGGGUCUAUGGAUAUCGACAAUCACCACAUCCAGCUCCUUGCCACGACCAUGACACGCUUUGGCGAAAUCACAGGGAUAACCCGCUUUGGCCUCGCCAAAACACGUGACAGUGUUUUGCAGUUGGCCAGUUUCGAGAAGACGCCUGAUCACUUGUUCGAAGCAGCGAGUGGGAUGAAAACGGAUCGCAUUCAGGGAGUUAGCGAGAAUAUCAUCAUGGGUCAACCUGUGAAGCUAGGAACAGGGCUGGCGAAUGUGGUAAUGCCGUUGAAGCUGGAUACGAACUUCGUCCAGCGACGGGAUCCUUUCCUGUCGGUUGGCCGGAGUGGUGUGAAUGUGUCACAGGGACAAGGCCAGGCUUUCCGCAUAGGAGAGCGAGUGCGCAGUGUACAUUAGAUAAGCCUAAUCUAAAAUAGAGAGAUUCUGUAGUGGCAGAAAGCUUUUUGAGUCUAUUAUAAUAAACAGACACAUUCGUCAGA
Molecule: messenger RNA, 4974 nt
Organism: Verruconis gallopava
Lineage: Eukaryota; Fungi; Ascomycota; Dothideomycetes; Venturiales; Sympoventuriaceae
Exons: 3
Coding region: 287-4891 (1534 amino acids)
Biological process (GO): DNA-templated transcription
Molecular function (GO): DNA-directed RNA polymerase activity; DNA binding
Source: RefSeq, a predicted model, not a curated record